Haemorhous mexicanus (house finch) is the source of this 4288-nucleotide messenger RNA. It is a transcript of the gene NDC80, whose product is annotated as NDC80 kinetochore complex component. Bases 275 to 2197 code for a protein of 640 amino acids. Gene Ontology annotation, cellular component: Ndc80 complex. Lineage: Eukaryota; Metazoa; Chordata; Aves; Passeriformes; Fringillidae. Gene Ontology annotation, biological process: attachment of mitotic spindle microtubules to kinetochore. The record is from RefSeq and is a predicted model, not a curated record. The transcript is spliced from 17 exons.
CGCUCUGGGCCACGUCCGGGCGGGCGGAUUUGAAAUUGCGAGGAGGCGGCGGCGCUGGCGGUAACGGCAGGGCGGGGAGCGGGAGGGCAGCGGCAGCAAUACCCUCACCCUCACGGCUUCACCCCGUGGGACAAGUGUUCGUGCGGCCACGGUCUACUUGUUUAUUCUGAGCCUUUGGAAAAUUAUUGUGGCAUUUAGAAAAGAAAAUACCCUUAAGUCCUGGAUUUCCUGAUACUGCUGGAAUACUGAGGGAUUGUGGUUUACAGCAGUCACAAUGCGGCGAAGCUCAAGUACUGCUGGAAGCAGCAGUCGACAAUCUAUGAUGGCACUGAGAGUGCAGGACAAUAACAAGAUUGGUCUUCAGACACCUCAGAUGAAGGACAGAAGCGUCUUUGGGAAGCUAAGCAUGAGCAAACCGACAUCUGGAGCUUCAGAAAGAAAAGUCAGCUGUUUUGGGAACAGAGCGAGUGGGGCUGGAGGAUCACGCGGCAGCCAGUAUGGUGUGUUUGGGACAGAAAAGAUAAAGGAUCCCAGGCCCCUUCAUGACAAGGCAUUCAUCCAACAAUGUAUCAAAAAGCUUUGUGAGUUUCUCGUUGAGAAUGCUUAUGCCCACAAUGUUUCCAUGAAAUCACUACAAUCUCCAUCAGUUAAGGACUUUUUAAAGAUCUUCACCUUUAUCUAUAAAUUUCUCUGCCCUUCUUAUGAACUACCUGACUCAAAAUUUGAAGAGGAAAUUCCCAAAGUUUUUAAAGACCUUGGGUACCCCUUUGCUCUGUCAAAAAGCUCCAUGUACACUGUGGGUGCACCACACACCUGGCCUCAGAUUGUGGCAGCUUUAGUUUGGUUAAUUGAUUGCGUCAAGCUGUACAAUGCGAUCAGGGAAAAUGCACCAUCGUUCGAUGACAAACAGAGCUGGGGAGGAGAGACAGAUGAUGGAAUUGUACAUAAUAAGCUUUUUAUGGACUACUGUGUGAAGUGCUAUGAUCUUUUCAUGAAAGGGAGAGAUACCUUUGAAGAGUUGGAUGCUGAAGUGCAGUCAAAAUUAAAGGAUUUAUUUAAUAUAGAUCCAUUCCAGAUGGAAAGUUUAGCAGCUGAAAACAAAAGACUUCAAGAAGAGAUUGCAAGACUAGAAAAAGAAAAGGAAAGUGAGCCGGAUCGUAGAGUAACGCUACGAAAUGUGAAAUCAUCUCUUCAAGCAGACGUCCAGAAAUACCAGGCUUAUUUGGCUAAUCUGGAAUCUCAUAUAGCCAUCCUUGAUCAAAAACUGGAAAGUGUUAAUGAUGAAGUUGAGACAGCAGAAAUGGAAGUAGAAGCAAUGAAGCAGGAGAAUGCCCGUCUCCGGCACAUCUUAGAUAACCAAAAGUACUCAGCUGCGGACAUUGAGAGACUAAAUCAUGAGAGAAAUGAGCUGCAGCAAACCAUUAACAAGCUGACUAAGGAACUGGAAGCAGAAGAACAUCAGCUGUGGAAUGAAGAGCUAAAAUAUGCUAGGAAUAAAGAGGCGAUCGAAAUGCAACUGGCAGAGUAUCAUAAACUGGCUCGAAAGCUGAAAUUAAUUCCAGUAAGUGCUGAGAAUUCCAAAGGCCACGACUUUGAGAUUCAGUUUAAUCCUGAGGCAGGACCAAAUUGCCUAGUCAAAUACAGAACUCAAAUCAAGGCUCCCCUCAUGGAGAUCAUCAACGAGACUGAGGAAGAAAUUAGUAAAGCCACUCAACGGAAGAUGACUUUGGAAGAUACUUUGGAACAGGUGAAUGUAAUGCUAGAGGACAAGAAACGCAGUGUGAAAAUGCUGACAGAAGAAGCUGAAAAGCUGGAUGAUCUUUACCAGCAGAAGCUUAAGGAGAUAGAAGAAGAAGAGCAGAAAUGUGCAAAUGAACUGGAAUCGUUAAAGAAGCAUAAAGAGUUACUUGAGAGUGGUGUCUAUGAAGGGCUCAGUGAAGCCACAAAUGAAUUGCAUGAACUCCAAAGACAAUAUCAAGUUGUUUUGCAAACAACAACAGAAGAGAAGAGAAAAAUUGGUGCUAACUUGAGUCGUCUUAUAGAAACAGUUGCUACUCAUAUAGCAUCUAUAGUGAAAUACCUUGAUGAACAGAAUGCGAGAAUUUACAGAGAUGAUGAAGAAUUCAUGCCUGAAGAUCUAUUAUCAGACUUGGCCAGCAUCCUAGACAGUUAUAAAAAGAAGGCUGAAAGUGUCUAAUCACUAGAAAGAUGAAGAUAAAAAUGUUGUAUUUCUGAAGCUCUAGUAUGGGGCCUUCUAAAGGGAUGGGUACUUACCUAUGUUUAGCACUGAAACUGGUUUUAAGUGGAAGGAAGUAGUUAUGAACAUUCUUUGUUUUGUUGACACAAAUACAUUUAAGAAUUAAACAAUAUAUUUGCAUUUUCUUAAGAAAUGCUCUGCUCAGACUUUGUACUUUCAAUAGUGUAUGUAUGCAUUUAGGGCACACACAUCACAGACAGUUCACUUCCUUCCCCAAGCCUUAUUUUACUAGCAAGACUAAAUGUAAAUGUCGGUCUCCUGCUUGUUCAGUUACCUAUGAAACUGCACAGAGACACCUCUUACAUGAGUAAAAAAACAAAACCUCUUUUGAAAAGAUUAAUCCUUGUAUAGUAUUCUUGUAAAUAAUCUAGAAAAAGAAACACAGUAGUUUGAAAACCAAGCUUUGUCUUUAGCUGCUCAUACUCCCAGAUGAAACUUCACUGAACUUCUUGAAUAUAUGUACCAGAGAAAGCUCUAAAUAGGACAUCAUAGUAAUUCUGGCUGUAUAUCUAAUCACUUGUAGGUUUGGUACAUGUUAGAUGUAUCAAAAUGGUCUAAAAUGUCUGUAUUCUUCUUGUUAGGCCAGUUGGACAGACUUUGAUGUUUCCUCAGGAAAGUAACAGUAAAAUUAGUGUAUGGGCAGCUCUGGUCCAAAUACUUUAAAGAAAGUGGAUCAAUGCUAUGUGAAAGUAGUAUGUUUUUAUCUAUUCUGUGUAUCAUUUUAUGUUAAAAAAUAAAUAAAUAAAACCCAGCAUUCAUAUCUUGGACAGUUUAUGAUGAUAUUUCCUAUUAAAAGCAUUGAAGUAUUUGAGUGUUGUUUUUAUAGGUCAAACAUUCAAAUAUAUAAAGAUAAAAACAAUUUUGCAGUUGUUUAAAGGCACUUAGCAGCUGAUAGAUAAAGAAAGCUGCUCCUUAAUUCUACAAUAUUUGAAUAAAUCAUGGAUCCAUAGGAUAUACAACAAAACUUGAGUUAGACCAUCUAAACACAGACUGAAUUGGUUAAUUCUAGGCUAUUUUUGCAGAUUAAGUUUAAAACUCAGUUGUUCUUAACAUAGUGCGUGAAUCUUCUGGCCCUGGUAUGAGUAUUUUGUUUCAAAUAUGAUCAGGAUGACAUUAUUUAAGCUUCUAAUUUUCUGUUCCUUUUUUAUACUCCAGAAUUCUAAUUUGACAGCUAGAAAAGCCUUCCGACAGGUGGGAAUUUCCAUGUUUUCUUUUGUUGUCCCUUCUCUUGUCUUUACAGACUUUUUGUUUUCUGUAACAAACUAGUCUUUACUACAUCCCAGUUCCUUCUCUUUAGAAGUUUUUUCUUUUGUGAUCUCUUCAACAUUUUUGUUAUCUAAAGCAAGGUAGCAAUCUAAUGGAGCAAAAGUAUGAGCUGUAGAUGAGAGCCAUGUUCCUUUAAACUAUGUGCUUAUUUAGGGGCUAUGCUUUCUCUUGACUCCCCCAUACCUGUUUAUCUCUGCUUCUAUAACUGACCUUGUGUUUCUAGCAUCUGUAGGUGUGCAGUAGUCAGUUGAUUAAAUGAGAGCAAAAUAAAUGGCAUUUCCAAAGCCCCUAAUCAACAUGGGUCAAAGAAUUAAAAUCACCAUGCCUUCGCUUAAUGCACUGGCCAGUGUAAUAUUCUGAAAUUAAGGUAGUCCAAAUAAUAAAAACAAAAUACAUGUUAGUAACAUUGGCAAUGUGUUUUUGUUAUUGGUUUGUAUGUCACUUAAGCUAAACUGCCUUUAGAACUGCCUCAAAUUUGGAUCUAGGUUUUGUACAAUACUAUGGGGCUGUGUGUUGUAAUCUAACAGAUCAACAUCAGCCAAUGUUUACUAGGUACUAUGUCUUCACAAUUUAAAAAUUGAGGGAAUUUUUUAAUCCUUGUUCAACAUGUUUUCUCUGUAAUAUUGAAAAUCAGGCAGGUUUUUUUUUUGAUUUGUAUUCUGGAAUAUGGCUUCUAAAUUUAGGCAGUAAGCACUAGAACAUAAUUACUGCUCUUGGUUUUGGUUUUGUUUCUUUAUUGGAAUAUAAAGUCUUAUUGAGAAAGUA